Molecule: messenger RNA, 378 nt
Organism: Glarea lozoyensis ATCC 20868
Lineage: Eukaryota; Fungi; Ascomycota; Leotiomycetes; Helotiales; Helotiaceae
Exons: 3
Coding region: 1-378 (125 amino acids)
Biological process (GO): mitochondrial respiratory chain complex III assembly
Cellular component (GO): mitochondrial membrane
Source: RefSeq, a predicted model, not a curated record
AUGCCACCAAAACCCACAAACUGGGCCAUGUACGGCAAGAUGGCCGCUGCCUUCGGAGUCUGCGCCAUAGGCGGUCCCGCCCUAAUCAUCUGGGUCUCUCCAUCCGAAGAAGAGCUAUUUCUGAAAUACAAUCCCGAGUUACAGAAGAGGAGUCUGGAGAAUCGAAAGGGGAAACAGGAGGAUUUCGAUCAUUUUGUGAAUAAAUUGAAGGAGUAUUCGAAGAGUGAUAAACCUAUAUGGGAAGCAGCCGCCGAAGACGAGCGCAACCAACGCGAUGGGAAGAUAGCAGAACAAGUUAAAUUAGUCGAGGAGAUUCGUCGGAGGAAAGAGGAAAUUAGGAAGUCGGGGACGAGUGAUAUUCCCGGGAGUAGUUUGUAG